CCCCCAUUCGGGCGGCUGCAGCCAUCGCGAGCGCUUCAGCCACAUCAGCCUCCUCCUCCUCCUCCGGCGGCGCGCAGCCCACUCGCAUUCAACAGGAGAGCCUGAGCCUGCCUGCCCGGGUCUGCCUUCGCUGCCGGUCUAUCCACCCCAUCCAUCCUCGCAGGCAGCCGCGCCAUGGCCAAGGAAGGAGCCGAGAAAGCGGAGGAGACCGAGCAGAUGAUCGAGAAAGAGGCAGCCGAAGGCGGCGGCGGCGGCAGCGGCGGCGUCGCGGUCCAGAGAGCCGCGGAUGCCAAGGAGAUGCGAGCCGUGGUGCUCUCCGCCUUCGGCGGGCUGAACAAGCUCCGGGUGUCCAAAAAAGUGAUGCCGGAGCCCCAGGAAGGCGAGCUCAAGAUCCGAGUCAAAGCCUGUGGAUUGAAUUUUAUUGAUCUGAUGGUUCGGCAAGGGAAUAUUGACAAUCCACCCAAAACCCCACUUGUACCUGGAUUUGAAUGCUCCGGAAUUGUAGAAGCUCUGGGUGACAGUGUGAAAGGCUAUGAGAUUGGAGACAGAGUCAUGGCUUUCGUCAACUACAAUGCCUGGGCAGAAGUCGUUUGCACACCUCUCGAAUUUGUGUACAAAAUCCCUGACGACAUGAGUUUCUCCGAAGCAGCUGCCUUUCCUAUGAACUUUGUAACUGCCUACAUGAUGCUCUUUGAAGUCGCUAACUUGCAAGAAGGCAUGUCGGUGCUGGUUCACUCUGCGGGAGGUGGUGUGGGUCAAGCAGUUGCUCAGAUCUGCUCAACUGUCCCAAACGUGACUGUAUUUGGAACAGCUUCCUCCUUCAAGCAUGAAGCAAUCAAAGGUUCCGUCACCCACCUCUUUGACCGAAAUGCAGACUACGUCCAAGAAGUAAAACGGAUCUCUGCAGACGGGGUUGAUAUCGUGCUGGAUUGCCUUUGUGGAGAAAAUACAGGGAAAGGCCUUAGUCUUCUCAAACCCCUUGGAACUUAUAUUUUGUAUGGUUCAUCAAACAUGGUCACUGGAGAAACCAAAAGUUUCUUCAGCUUUGCAAAAUCAUGGUGGCAAGUGGAGAAAGUGAACCCUAUCAAGCUGUAUGAAGAGAACAAAGUCAUGGCUGGAUUUUCUCUCUUAAACCUCCUAUUCAAACAAGGCCGAAGUGGUCUGAUUAGCAGUGUAAUGGACAAACUCAUACAACUCUACAACGAAAAGAAGAUCAAGCCGCUAGUUGACUCAUUAUGGGCACUGGAAGAGGUGAAGGAAGCAAUGCAGAGAAUCCAUGACAGAGGCAAUAUAGGAAAAUUAAUUCUGGAUGUGGAGAAGACACCAACUCCAUUGAUGGCCAAUGACAGUACAGAAACCAGCGAAGCUGGAGAAGAAGAGGAAGACCAUGAGGGGGACAAUGAGAAUAAAGAGCGUAUACCGUUCAUCCAGCAAUAGCUGUGAGUGGAAGGAAUGAAAGCCAGAAUAAUUGAAAGAGCAGAAGAAGGGAAGACGACUGGGAAAAUCCAUUUUGUGCACCAGUGAACAAAUGCUCUAGUACAGUGUGUGUUGUAUUUUUUUUUUGUCUGCAGUCAGCUGAGCUAUAAGCUGUUGAUCAUUGAUGUUUUGAACUCAAGUGCCAUCCCCACCUGAUACAGUAUUAUGACAUGCUACCAAGGGGCUGCCAGUUGGCCUGUUGAGAGUCUUGCUGAGUUCUUGUCAAAAGCCUUAUUAAGAUUUGAAACGUAAGCCUCAUGCCAGGUGGUUUCAAAGGCAAAUGUUCAGGGUAGUUUAGACGGUGUCUCUGUUUCUCCUGACACUCCAUUGACUAACACAGAGAAUUUAAGGAUAAAAAGCCACCGGGGGGCGGGGGUCAUUCAGUGAAGUCCUUGGAUCUCCGUUUAUUCCAGUGGGCACCUCUCGCCUGCCAAGGAUCAUCAUUCUGCAGAAAAGGAAGCAGAAUGAUGUGUGUUCUCCUUUGUGCUUUGUGUAUUAGGGACUGUUUGAGCUGGAACCCUAGGCACACCUAGGCUUGAUUCUCACAUUGAGGGGGAAGAGUGCAAGAACUGGCACAUAGAGGCCUACUCAGGGAAUGUCCUGCUCAACCAAUGCCUUAUGCACACAGUGGAAAGGAGCACAUGCACUCACUGCGACUUCCACAAAAUGACAAUCUUUGGCUGGAUGAGUGCAUGAACCAGCCCCAGGGUCAAGGACAGGGUUGUGUGCCCAAAGAGGCAUAAAUGGAGCCUCCUACAACAAAGGAAUAAAUCAGGAUACCCACUUGUACAAGACCUUUUUGUGCACCUUGUCACUCCCGCGUGAGCUGUUGGAAGAGAGUGAAGGGUUUUUCUUUUGAACCACAAACGAAGGCUGCUGAUGUUUUCCAUCCAUUCCAUUCGCCAAUUGUAUUCCAUUUCCUAAACAAACAAUUCCCUCUUAGUUUUGCAAAGGAAAUAAGAUACCUCAUUUGUAAAUUCAAGAUGCUAUUUUGUUUGGUAUAGAUCAGAAGCCACUGAUAAGCAUUAAUAGGUAUAGCUGUAUGCAUAAUAGUGGCUAGAACUUUGAAUAAUUGAAAAUUGAUUCCGUGAUGGUGCCAAUGAAUGUGUGUACUGUUGGUCCGUCAACGUUGUAUUGCCUUAUGUAGAACAAUCUCCAGGUUAGCUUUUUCAAGUCCUAAAAUCUCUUUUACCACAAAGAAACACAGAAUUUACUGAUAGCUCCUACACAAAGUGCAUUCUUCAUGUUAUGUUUAAAGGCUGGUCAAUGGUAACAAUCUCCGUUUAAUACAAUGGGAAAAAUAUUA
Molecule: messenger RNA, 2782 nt
Organism: Hemicordylus capensis (graceful crag lizard)
Lineage: Eukaryota; Metazoa; Chordata; Lepidosauria; Squamata; Cordylidae
Gene: VAT1L
Product: vesicle amine transport 1 like
Exons: 9
Coding region: 175-1437 (420 amino acids)
Molecular function (GO): oxidoreductase activity; zinc ion binding
Source: RefSeq, a predicted model, not a curated record